Postia placenta MAD-698-R-SB12 is the source of this 1564-nucleotide messenger RNA. RefSeq lists its product as hypothetical. Gene Ontology annotation, cellular component: mitochondrion. The transcript is spliced from 8 exons. The coding region runs from base 68 to 1429 and encodes 453 amino acids. Gene Ontology annotation, molecular function: sulfide:quinone oxidoreductase activity; FAD binding. NCBI's taxonomy places the organism in Eukaryota, Fungi, Basidiomycota, Agaricomycetes, Polyporales, Adustoporiaceae. The record is from RefSeq and is a predicted model, not a curated record.
CUCCCGGCUGCAGCAUUCCCGCCAGUGUUUACUUCUCUCCCCUGAACGACCUCGUCCGUCUCAUAAAAUGUCUGCUUUACUCUCCAUCCAGAGACGAGCUGCCAACAGCUCACGCUCCUUAGCGUCCCGAGCUCGAUGGGCUAGCACCGACAGCAAGGACAAAUACAAAAUUGUCGUAGUAGGCGCUGGUUCAGGAGGGUUAACCGUCGCCAACCAGAUAUACAAUCGCUUCCGUGCAGCCGGUACACCCCUCAAUGAGGGUGACAUUGCGAUCGUGGACGCUGCCGAUUACCAUUAUUACCAACCUGGAUGGACGCUCGUCGGUUCCGGCCUCAAGCAGAAGACGGAAACCCGCAGACCCCUAAAAUCCCUUAUUCCUUCUCACCUUGCCCAUAUCUCAGAGACCGUCAAGGAAUUUUCUCCCUCCAAGUCUUCAAUUACUACGCAGUCCGGUCGUACUGUUUCAUACGAGUCGCUCAUCGUCGCUACUGGGCUGCAGAUCAACUGGGACAAUAUCUCCGGCUUAUCAAAGGCGCUCGCUGACUCUACAUCAGGCGUGUCUUCCAUUUACUCUUACGAGACAUGCGACAAAGUCUGGAGCGAUGUGGAGGCCCUAAGGUCGGGUAAGGCUGUCUUUACGCAACCUGCAGGAGUUGUCAAGUGCGCCGGAGCCCCACAGAAGAUCAUGUGGAUGGCAUGGGACAGAUACCAAAAGACUGGACGCGGCGACCAGAUUUCGGUCGACUUUUACACUGGCACGCCGACUAUGUUCGGUGUGAAGAAGUACUCCGACGAACUCGAGAAGCUGCGCGUUUCCCGCGGCGUUGGAGGCUACUUCCAGCACAACCUCGUCAGCGUUGACUCAGGCAACCAUAAAGCAACGUUCAAGAAGCCUGGCGGUUCGACCGUGGACGUCGACUAUACCCUCCUGCACGUCACGCCGCAGAUGGGCCCGCUCGAUGUCAUCAAGAAGUCCCCUCUUGCCGACGAGGCCGGCUGGGUGGCUGUGGACAAUGCGACACUGCAGCACACAAACCCGGAAUACAAGAACGUCUGGGCGAUCGGGGACUGCUCGAGCUUGCCGACAAGCAAGACCGCUGCUGCUAUUACCGCUCAGGCCCCGGUCCUUACUGAGAACCUCUACUCUGUUGUGAGCACUGGAAAAACUGCAAACGCUCAGUACGACGGCUACACCAGCUGCCCGCUGCUGACUGGGUACGGUCAGCUGAUGCUGGCAGAGUUCAAAUACGGACUCGAGCCCAAGGAAUCGUUGGCCCAGUACUUCGGUGACCAGGCGACGCCUAGGAGAGCAUUCUACCACCUCAAGAAGGACCUCUUCCCGUGGGCGUAUUGGAACCACAUGCUUAAGGGCAACUGGUACGGUUCGCAUGGCUUCUUCCGUCCUAAAUUCCCACCUAGCCAGCAAUAAACUGGCAUCUACCACAUCGCCACUGGAAUUAGGAAUCUUGGAUGCGCUAACAUGAUUCCGCCACUCAUGUAUGAGCAUGCACAAUGCUUGAUGUAGCCUAGAGUCAAAUGUAUUGGUUUGCAAAUCACCAUGUUU